GUCCUGGUCCACUCCAAAACUAGGUCACUCCUUUAAUCUCUGCACAUAGAGCAUACUGUGGGUUAACAGCCCUUUUAUUUUACAAAGCUCAGGACACAAGCGGAGUGGACAUGGAUCCUGCAGAGACCUUUAAAAAGAUGGGACUCGUGGCUACAGUACCAAAGCAAUCUAACAGGCUGCAAUAACCACCUGCAGGAUAUCAAGUGAGCUGUUAGGUCAGUGUGAUAGGCCAAUAGACACCACUUGGAGCAAUGGAACUUACAUGAAGCACCUUCAAAAUGGAUUACUGUAUAAUAACACACACAUACAGGCUGCAUCAUUUAACUAGAUGAAAUUGAAAUAAAACAAAAAUUUGUAGUAAAAUAAAAUGUAUACUUAGGUAAAAGUAAGUCUAUAUCAGACCGGCCCCUUUGACACAGCUGUGAUACUCAGUGUUCUUUACAAUGCUGCCCUCAAGUGGUGAAAAGAUAGAGGUGGAUAUUGAAUGUGAAAAGAGCAUCAUGUGUUUUUUUAUUGUAUGCUGGGAAUAAAAAGAUGCUGUUAACAUACAGAGCCAUGUUACUGACACAGUUUGUACAAUAUCCAAUUUCUGAAACUAUCGUUCACAGUAAUCCAACCGCCAUGCACCAUCAUGACCCUUCAAAAGUUUGACUUUGGUUAAGGCCUGUAUAGGAAAGAUCUCUUCAACUGUAUAAAAAUCCAAACAGGAUGACUGCAGGCAUAUAAGUUUUAAAAAUCAACACCAAAGUGAUGCAUAAACGCUGCACAUUUUUGGAAUAGUUGGUAUUUUUGUGGAAAGAGGAGCGUGUUGUAACUGCUCUUCUCACUCUAAUGAUAAGGGAGGUAAUGGGGUGAUGAUUGAAAGGGCUGAAGCUUGAACAAUGGUGUAUGUUACUGACCUCGCCUAUUAGGCAAAAGUGCUUUUUUCCCUUUUUUUUCUGGACCGGCCCAAGGUCUUGCUACAAACAAGCGGCUGCUGGAAGAGAGUAGGUGAGUUGUGUUUAGUCUCUUUGCCAAAGAAAUCGGGCAAAGUUAAAAGGAUGUUUGGUGGCUGGGACCCUAUAUGUACUGUUGAUGAAGUUAGGUGCUGUUCUGAGCAUUAUUUGUGGCUAAAGAGUGGCAUUUUGGUUGAGGUUUGUUUAUGGCUCCUCAGACUGCUGUGUAUUGCUAUCGUGCGGUCGUUACUAAAGUUGGUAUAACUAGAGAAGCAAGCGGUCGACAUUCAUCUUUCGAGGGGGUGUCUAACUGGUGUUACGAUGUGUUUGACCGUAAAUUACUUUCAUGCCGGAAUAUCCCUUUAAGUCGUCUAAAAUGUUUAUAAUAGCCAGUAUUUACCCUCAGACUGAAAAUCAAGACAGGCCAUUUGAAAGUUCAGUUUAAUACGUGUUAAAAAAUAAUCAUGAUUUCUUUCUAAUGUCAUGACAAAAUUCAAAAUCAGCAUCUAUGUUUGAGAAAUCUUAACCUGCAGUAACCGCAACUUCUGCUGAGAAAAAGGUGCAGUGUGCAAAAGUGGCGCAGAUCUUUCCUCGAACAGGGGGGUCUUUAUACCAAAUUGCAGGGUCUUUUAGGAUCACGUGACCCCCUCACCAACACAGGAUGUCCCACGCUCAGGAGAGCGGUGACGUGAAGCGUGCCCACAGUCAGCUCGCUUGUGCUGCGGAGGAGUCCAGCACAUGCGGAAAGUUGGCCAAAAAGUUUUCAAGCGGUUAUAUUUGGAGCAUGAACAACUUUUAGCUGACUGUUUCCACCGAACAGACAGAGCAAGGAGGAGAAACACAUGAACCACCGUCCACGAGUGUAAAACCUUGAGUGAAAUCUUGAUUGAACAUUUUCUGGCUUGUUCUCCGUUCGUCUCUCUCUUUCAUGUGGAAGUUCCUGCGCGCUCACCGUGCCUCCGCGCUGCCUCUCAUUCAUCCGGCAGAGGAGAGGAGCCCGCGUCCAAGGAUACAAUGAAGCAGUGUGUGCUUGUCCGAGACAAUGCAGCAAGAUGCAACGAAGGGACCGGACUGUUUCUCUCAAGAUCAGGAACAUUUUGUUCGAUGGCAGAGACGGAACAGCUGAAGGUUUGUUACAUCUACUACACCGAGCAUCUCAACAUCUUCUGUAAUAUGGCAGGAAAUGAGUCAAAGCGUCAAAAAAACAGCGCUGUCGAUCCACCGGCGCACCGUAGAGCUUGUAAACACGCUGCUGCCAUGCGCGUAAAACACCAUUCACGGUGGAAAUGAUAAAGUCUUUCACUAAUACUACUACUAUCAAACGAUACAUUUUAUAAUCUGCGUUAGAAAUCUUUUAAAAAACAGAUUAAUGAUUGUGGUACGAUAACUGCAGUCCACUAUAGCCCAUUCACUACAGUUUACCAGCCCUGAAAUGUCUCAUAAAACAUUUUCUCUUGGUUUUAUUAUGGACAUUUGAAAGCAUCGUUUUCUCCUGUCAUGGCACUGGGGAUUAAUAGUAUGCAGAGGUAUUCAUGAGCCUGUAUUCAUUCUUGUUCAGUAAGGGGGGAUGUUGAAAAUGCUCCUGAAUUGAAAGCCCCCUCCCCCCUAAAUGAAUGUAUUAAGUGGCUGCACACACACACAGAAUGGGGGAGUUUUCUGUUUCCAAAUGGCACAUGACGUCAAGACUAAAAUCAAUCAAUCACAUAGAAAUGACUAAAAGCCCCUACAAUAAUUGUGUUUUCAAUAUUUGCUUUUAACAGUUAAUUGUUUGCUCUAACACCCCUGGAUGAACCGCAAAACCUACAGCGGGAAAUUUAGCUCUCAGCACCUCCAUGAGAUGCAGUUUGAAGGCUUUGAAGGCAGCCAUUAAUGUAAUUUGUAGAGAGAUGAUAAACAGAGUGAUGUGUGUUUCUGCAUGAGCAGAUAGUCAGAUUUGCCAAACGCUCCAGUGACUCUUGAAUAUGUAAAAGUGCUCAGCUCAAGUGCUUUCAGCCUGACAGUUUGACGGCUAUGGCGUAUUAAGCCCAGAUAAUUGGGUGAUAUUUACUUACAGAGCUCACAAUCACUCCACAACUGCAAGGGAACUGUGUCUUUUUUUUCCUCCUUAAUGAUAUGCUCUGUAGAAAUUAUUCACUCUCCUGCCAGCCCAGAGAGCAAAUGUGCGUAUGUGUAGUCUACAUUUCUUCUUUCAGUAACACAAAAAAGAAUCCACUGGCAAUGUGUUGAGGACAAAGAUUAAAUUCAAAGUCAUAGUAGUUUAGCUGUUUAAAGGGAUAUUCCAGCGUAAAAUUGAUUUAGGGUCAAACACACGUAACACUGAGUUAGACACCCCCUCGAGAGAUGAAUGUUGCCGGCCGGUUGCUUCUCUAGUUAUACCAACUUUAGUAAUGACCGCACGAUAGCAAUACACAGCGGUCUGAGGAGUCAUACACAAACCUCAACCAAAAUGCCACUCUCUAGCCACAAAUAAUGCUCAGAACAGCACCUAACUUCAUCAACAGUACAUACAGGGUCCCAGCCAAAGUACUAGCCACCAAACAUCAUAGCAAAGAGAAACACAACUCACCUGCUCUAAUCCAGCAGACGUUUGUUCGUAGCAAGACCAUGGGCCAGUCCAUUACGGACUACAGCGGGGUGACACAGCUCAAGGAAGAACAUUGAUGAUCAUUUCUUUAUCAUUUCCUUGAAGUAAUACUCACCAUAUUAAUCAUUUUGCACUGCAGACAUGGUAGUUCUUCUGUCUGAUUGCAUUUCCAUGAAGAAAUGAUCAUAAAUGUUCUUCCUUGAGCUGCGUCACCCCACUGUAGUCUGUAAUGGACUGGCCUAAGGUCUCGCUACAAACAAACUGCUGCUGGAUGAGAGUAAGUGAGUUGUGUUUAGUCUCUUUGCUAAAGAAAUCAGGCAAAGCUAAAAAUAUGUUUGAUGGCUAGUGCUAUGGCUAGGACCCUAUAUGUACUGUUGUUAAUUUUAUGACGGAAUAUCCCUUUAAGAGUCUUUCUAGUGGAGCAGUUUAACAUCAAUGUGAUCUCUUGUGGCUUCACUAAUGCAGGUUGUUUACACAGUUGAUUGCUUGAAACUUCUAUGAGGAUUUUUUUCAUGUUUAUGAAAUGGACUGAAACUAUGUCGAUGCCUUUUCAUGAGACCUAAAAGCAAACAAGAACAUUAGCAACAAGACUGCAAAAAGUUUAUCCACCUUGAAUCCGUCCUGACAAGCCGUGCUUUUAAAAUUUCUAUAUAAAAUAUCGAUGUAAAAAAGGAAUCCAUUUGACUGCCAAAAAUCACCAGGAUGAGAUUUUUUUGUUCAAAGACACUACUUAGACAUGUAGAGAAUAAGUUAGGCAAGACUGCUUUGUCAGCUUGGCGUGCCAAAACAGUCACAAACUGGAAGUCCUUCCCAGGAAAUAAAACAGUAUCUGAUGUUGUAAAAUCUGGUUUUGACAACUUCAAGCUCUGACUUGCCUAAUCCCAUAAAGGGGCAAUACAACGACCAAAUAUCACAUGACUGUCAACAACUUGAGGCAUGUUAGAGGUAACCGUCACCACUCCUGAAAGUUUCCUCAUAUUGAACAGAAGUGCUGGAGUCAUACACAGUCCUGUCUGUACCUCCCCUGUCACUAUACCAUAUGGUAAUGCUCCACUAUGUUUACCAGCUCCGAGUGCUCUGACUCCCCUUUUUGUCAUUUGUCCUCUCUCCCCUCCACCCUGACCUUAGCUCAUCCCAAAGCAACCUUGAAUUAGCUGUGGUUCUAAGAAAUGGGGCAAACAAGUUUCCAAAACCAGCAGGCUGUACAGACUGCUGAUCUUACAUCAGAUCAGUGCAGACGUGACCCUGUGUUACCUCUCUCUCAGUUAAAAAUGGCAAAAUAAAUAUUGUCUGUCAAAGCUUGUUGGAAGAUAUUUUCUUUCUUUUUUGAUAUUUGUCCUCCACUCAUCUCAUGAUAGUGUAUCUCUUUUAUUUUCUCAUGUUUUAAACCCUUGAAAAUGUCCCUUAUUUUCCAGAGUGGGCUGCAUGUGUGUAUGCAAAUGCAGGAAUUUGACUUGGAAUUUUACCUGCAUGCCCCCUGGUAAAAUUUCCAUACCGAGCGUCAGAUAAGAGUCUGGAAGCUCUAUGGGGAUGGGUGGGCAGGGGUGAUGUUAAGGUCAUGUGAUCAGUGUGGUCUAUUUACAUAUAAUGAAGCUGCUUCAGACUUUUCCCUUUGAUGUCAGACUCUGCCAGCUAUCUCAGAAAUCUCCUAAACUUUACACGCCGGCUUCCACAUAGCAUCUUCUUCAUGCCAUGUCUUGUCUUUGAGACCCCCUCCAACUGCCACAGUGAAAACUUGAGGGGGUGGCUAUCCUAAAACUUUCUAGACAUUUUCAGGAGUGCAUGUGUGCCAAGGGCCCCAUAUCUUACUCUAGUAUAAGACAUUUUUAUUGUAUGGUAUAGUAUAGCAUUUUUAUUGGCGUUAAAAAAGCAGGAAUAACUUGUGUUUGAUGAUGAUGUUUUUCAGCAUGACGCUUUGGCCUCUGCAUGACCGAGCUAUGACCAACAUACAGACAAGACUCUAGACGCCUAAUAGCGAAGCCAGGACUCAAGAAUGAAGACCAAAUAUGCAAUUGUCUUCAUCUGUAUUGUGGCUCUGGUCAUCAUCGAGAAGGAAAGCAACAUCAUCUCAAGGUAAGAGAGUGAAAUACAGACUGUGUGUUGCUUUUAACUAAUCUUUUCUCAUGGGAUGAGUCACACCUUGGAAAACUUCGGCUCAAUGACACUCUAUAAAAGAGCUUUGCAUUUAAUUAUUCAAGUUUGCUGCAUCUCUGAGCUGUCUCUUCAUGCAUUUCCUACAAAGAAUUGGCUGGAGGUGAAUCCAUCAGGUUGAAACUUGGUAGAAGUGAAAUAUGAUUAAAAUGGUAGAUCAUUUUUUUGCAGAGAGAUAGAUAGAUUUGGAGGUUGACUCUGAGUUAAACCUUUCAAUUCAGCCAGGCUUACUUUUAACCCUGGUUUCCACACUUGAAGAUUAGCUAAUUGACUGAUGGCAGACUGUAUCUAAUCCUUAAAACAAAUAAAGAUCUAGGUUGUUUGUUUUCUGGAUAUUGUACCUCAAAAAACCUAAACUCAGUCCAUAUGAACAUUCUAGACUCAAAAUUUAACAAAGCCUCUCUUUCUCAUCAGGGUAUCUGAUAAGCUGAUCCAGAGGCAAACUCCCCAACAAACCCCACAGACCCCAUUGGAUUACAACAACAUAACACAAAAUGGCUCCCUGGCGAUGCUCAAAAUGCUGCUUUCUAAACUCACUGGCACCAGUGGGAAUUACUCGAGUUUCUCCGAGGAGGAGGAAGAUGAGGAAGAUGUUUUAAGCACGUACAGCUACAACGGUGGCCGUAAGCACAUAUUACUCCUGGCCACAACACGAACUGGCUCCUCAUUCGUGGGGGAAUUUUUCAACCAGCAAGGGGAGAACAUGUUCUACCUGUUUGAGCCUUUGUGGCACGUCGAGCGCAUGCUGACCACGGCCACAGAGACGAACAACGGGACAGUGUUGGCAGGAAUCUACCGGGAUGUACUCCAGGCACUCUUUCUGUGUGAUUUCUCUCCUCUGGAGAAGUUCAUCUCCCCUCCACCUCAGGACCACGUCACCCCGGCUCUGUUCCGCAGAGAGUCCAGUAUAUCGCUCUGUGAAGAACCUGUCUGCGGUCCUGUAAUCAAAGAUGUUUUUGAAAGGUAAGGAAAAUUUACUCUUAGUGAUAAAACUUUAAAUCUGAGAAAUGAGUCAAAAUCUAUAUAGAUACAGUGACAAAGAGGGAGGUGCUGGUUCUGGGGUAAUUUUUCACCGCUUUAAGUUCCCAUCUUAGGUUUUUAUUUAGUUCAGUUUCAAGGAUAACAUCCAUAGUUCAUAUAAAAGACAUCCUGUAGCCUCCAGUUUUUAAAAGUUAAGCUUUGCAGGAGCACCUCUAAACUGUAAUUUGUUCAGUCAUCUGUAAACCCAUCACUUUGAAAUGCAGCCUUACUGUUUAUAAGUCUUUCAAAACAAGAAUCUAGCUCUGACUUAGAAGUCAGUAAACAUUUUUAACAAGAUAAAUCUUGCUCCAAGUUUUUCCCUUUACAACCUAAAGUUGGAAAUGCAAGGUAUGUUCAUAUCUUGCAUUAGAUAGACAACAGUGCAAACUUUGCUGUCAGAUUAUUACUACAGCAGCUGUGAAUCAGUCGUAGCAAUGCAUUUUCAUUUCCACUGCAGCUCCACUCUCCUGUCCAAAGUCACGCCUCCCUCAAAAACCCAAGAUGGGGACAACAAAAACAAGUCCACAAACUAGUGUGUAUGUUUAAGCUGACUUCCACAGACUGUAUAAAUCAUGGACAUCAUCUCAGUGAUACCACCCACGUGUUUCUGAAGGGUGGUCUUGAAGCCAAACACUGGCAGUAGGCGUGUUGGAAAUGCUGACUCAACCUCACUUUUGGUCAUACUGGAAACAGACGAAGAGGUGAAGUUGAGGCCGGCUGUAAGUUUCAAGGGAAACAACUACACUGUGCAGUCAGCUUACCUUUGCCCCCCUGAUUAUUGAAAUGUAAAGAUAUAUAAUAAUAACACAUUUUAUUUAUAUAACGCUUUUCAUGGAAAGACGUAAAAACACUUUACAAGAAAGAAAACACAGAGGUAAAUGGGAUGAAAACACUACAAUGAUAAUUCAGUUGCAUCAACAAUUAAAAGCAGAUCUGAACGGGCGAGUUUUGUUGAGGGAUUUGAACUUUGAUAAGUCAGUCCAGUCCUGGAUGUGUUUAGGGAGAGAUUUCCAGAAGGAGGGGGCAGCUACAGAGAAAGCCGGGCCUUCCCAGGUUCAGUGUUUGGUCCUCAGAGCAGGGUUGAGAAGGUUGGAGUCUGAUGAUCGGAGGUUGCGGGAAGGAGUGUAGGGCAGGAGCAGGUCAGUGAGGUAGGAGAAGCGCUAAUUAUGGAGAGCUUUGAAGGUGAGGAGAAGGGCUUUAAACUGAGUGCGUUGGUGAACAGGAAGCCAAUGGAGGUUUUAAAGGAGUGGAGUGAUGUGGUCGCAUGAACAGGUGUGAGUGAGGAGGUGAGCGGCAGAGUUUUGGAUGUAUCGUAAUUUAUUGAUAAUUUUGGAGGGUGAACUAUGUAAGAUACUAUUGUAAGAAACUUUUUAGAGUUUCAGUGGUGAGGAAGGAGAGUGAAGGUCAGAGUCGAGCGAUAUUUUUGAGGUGGAAGAAUGCAGUCCGGGUAAUCUUGUUAACAUGCUGUUGGAAUGUGAGGUUGGUGUCAAAGAUAACUGCAAGGUUACGGAUGCAGGAUGAUGGAGUGAGGGUGGAAUUAUCAAAACUGAGGUAGAGGUUCUGAGCUGAUUUAGUGAAUGAUUUAGGGCCAAUGAUUAAGAUGUCAGAUUUACUGGAGUCCAGUUGAAGGCAAUUGGUUUGCAUCCAUGAUUUUAUUUCAGUGAGGCAGGUGGAGAGUGUAGACCAGGUGGUUGGAGUUAUGGAUUUGUAGGAGAUGUAGAUCUGGAUGUCGUCAGUGUAACAGUGAAAGAUGAGUCCAUGUUUCCAAAUGAUAUUGCUAAGGGGGAGCAUGUAGAGGAUAAAAAAAUGAGGGUGAAAUUUAAGUUGGGAGGCAACGAUACAUUCAAGAAUUUUGGACAGGAAGAGAAGGUUGGAGAUGGGCAGGAAAUUGGAGUCGGACAUGCUGUUGGGCCUGAGGCCAGGCUUUUUGAGGAUGUGGAGUGAUUGACGGAUCUAGAGCUGAGGGAGGAGUUAAUGAUUUAGACUAUAAAUAGUAAGAACUGUUAAGAACUUGAUGUUUAAGGUCACUGCAGUAUUUUCAAACAUUGUGUCAUUAGAGUGGUCUUCGAACCACUGCCUCAGAGUUUGUAAAUUCAACUAACUUUCUCUCAGAAUUCAGGGAGCUUUGAAUUUCAAGCACAUUUUGUUGUUUUAGAAAAACAUCUUGGGUUAAUUGAUGGAAAUGUAGUUGCAGCACUGUAUAAAACCAAAAUUUCAGCCUCUUCAUUCAGUGUAUCUUGCCAGACUAUCUUUCAGAAGUCACAUUUGAUUUUCAUCUUAAAGUUUUUGGCUCUGCUGUUUAAUCUUUCUGCUCAUGAUUUACCACAUCUAACAUAAACUCUUUUACUCUUGUGUCAGGUAUCACUGUAAGACUCGUCGCUGUGGGCCACUGAAUUUAACCCUCGCAUCAGAGUCCUGCCUUUCCAAACAACACCACGCUAUUAAGACUGUCCGCGUGCGCCAGCUGGAAUCGUUGCAGCCUCUGGUAGAGGAUCCUCGCCUGGAUGUGAGAGUGAUCCAGCUUGUCCGAGACCCACGCGCCAUUUUAGCGUCCCGAAUGGUGGCCUUCUCUUCAAAGUACCAGACGUGGAAGACCUGGGCUCAGGACGGCCAGGUACCAGAAGAUGACGAGGAAGUGAAGAGGCUGAAAGGAAACUGUGACCAUAUAAGGAUGUCUGCAGAGGUGGGACUGAGCCGCCCUCGCUGGCUGAGGAGGCGCUACAUGUUGGUGCGUUAUGAGGAUAUUGCCCGCUUCCCCAUGCAGAAGGCAGAGGAGAUGUACAGGUUCACAGGGAUACCAUUUAGUCCCCAAGCAAGGGAGUGGAUUCUGAGGAACACCCAGACCACACAGGAGGCGAGAGGGAUUUACUCCACCCAGAAGAACUCCUCGGAGCAGGCGGAGAAAUGGAGAUUUAGCAUUCCUUUUACACUGGCACAGGUGGUGCAGAGAGUGUGCGGACCGACCAUGAAGCUGUUCGGGUACAGAUUUGUUGACGAUGAAAAGACGCUGACCAACAAGUCCAUCAGUUUGCUCGAGGAGAAGCAUUUUCAUUCAUCAAAAAUGUAGCUGUGAAUCUUCAAAACACUGCAUACUAUCCACAGGAGCCGAGCAAAGCCAUUAUUGCACAGACCAAACUAAGCAAAGUUGCCAUAACAGACACAAAAAGGCCAUACAGAGAUGUUCAUACUCACCAAUGAUGUGCCUCAUUUUAAACUGCAGAGCCACUUGUUAAAGUAUUUAUUUGCAUAUACUGUGUUCACAGAGAAGCCUGGUAUUACAGCUUUAUGCUACGCUCUGAGUUUCAUUGAAAAUGAAAUAAGCAGAGGAAGUCGAGCUUGACUUGUGAGCGAUCAUUAUCUAAUAUUGCAUUCACAGUGGAUCAUGUUUAGAUCCAGGGAUAAAGUAAAGGAAGUGAAAGUAGCGUAUGUUAUUUGUGUGCCUGAACGAGAGGAUGUUUCUGUUCAUUGUGUUUAGCGCUUAUGUCUAAUUUUGCGGCAGGUUUCUGAAUCUGCACCGGACCGGAUCACUUAAGGUUCAUUCAGCCUGUUGUGCUUUUAUUUGGCUUUACACAUGCGACUCAGGUGACGUGAAUGUAGAGUUUCAAUUUGUGCUGUCUUUAUGUGAUGUAUUCAUAUCUUCACAAAUGUCAGAUUUAAUGUAUGUCAGAGUAUAAAACCAUCGAUAUCGUAAUGUAAACCUGCUUCACCAAAUGGCAGUUGUCUCAUACAACAAUUCAUAAGAUGCAACAGUAGCCUAAAUAGAAGAGGCCAAUUGAGAUAGAUAUAAGAAUACUCAAGGGUUAAGUAAAAUUUAAAAAAAUAGAUUUAUUUAUUCUUAAAUCUUUAUAUGACUUAAACAUGCAGAUGCUUUUUAUUGUUUUGGAAAACAUUAGCCAUGGCUGUAGUAUUUCUGUGUCUCUGCCUGCUGCUGCUGCUGCGGGUUGUAAGUCAGAGCUGAUCUCCUGAGACAUGGACACGCAGACAAAACUCUGUCCAGAACUUGUGAAUGACUUCCCAGUUAAACUCCUUGAAAUAUUAAGGCCCAGUAACUUCAAACUUCCCCCAAACAAAAAGUUCCAGUUUGUGUAUAUUUAUGGUAAUGUCACAACUUAAUAUAUAAGAUGUAUGUAGUUUGCUACUGUAUUAAUGUGCCCUAUCACUUUAAGUGAAACCCAGGUGCUGUUGCAUUGACUGUCACUCAUCAUGGUAUAUAAAGGUAUCCACUGUGACUCGAGUUCAAUGGCGGCAUUGUGUCCAGCUUGGCUGAGGCGCAGCUGAAACUGCCACGCUGCUCAUGGAAAAGGAUAUGCGUUAAAGGUACAUAUAGUGGUGGGCUUGUUCUAACUCAGUGUUUGAAACAUAAAUAUGAAUACAUUACAGAUAGCUGGCCUCAAGCUGCCAAAGGACCACUGAGGUAUUUAAGCAAAAAAAAAGGGAAGACUGUGAAAUACCAGGUGCAGCUGAACGAAUGGAAGUUCUUACUUUUUGGCUAUUUCCUUCUUCAGACACCGCCUGUGCCAUAAUCAUUUUGGAGCAAUACACUUUUAUGUUUUAUCCAUCAUUAAGAUUGAUAACUGAAUGUUAAAAUUUGACGCUUCAACCUCUAUCAAGAACACAAGCUGUGAAUAAAAUUUGUAUUGAUAAAGUCACGAGAUGAAUUGUUAGUUUUAGGUCAACAAGUCCCAGUCCCUCAUAGAAAGUCAAAGUUUAGUCAAGUUCUUUUAAAAAUAAGUUAUUUGGAAGUUUCUCUCAUGAGUAAAUGUUAAAAUGUCACGGCAUUUAGAUAUCUGUGUUUCAAAGUUCUGUUAACAGUGACUUAAUUGUUGCAGAGAACAAGUCCUUUACAAAUACAUAGUUCUAAUAAAUAAAAACAGGAUGUAUGCCACAGCAGGGCUUAGUUUUUUCUGGUGAAAAAAAGAUAUAUUCGCCCAAAAGUCAUGGGGCACUUCUCCUGUAUCUGCAGUUUUCUUUAAUUUAUCUGUCAAUUCUCACAGUCUAUCAAUUCUGCUGCAGUUAAAAAGUCUCAAAAAUGAUCUGCAUUCAGUUGCAAUGUAAAUAACUGAGUGUUCAUAUCAUAAAGCAAAGAGACGAACAGUGCAGUAAUUUUUUAAGGCUGUAGUAGCAGUUGGAGAACUUCUUGGAUGCUUUAUAUUUUGCAUUAUCCCAUUCAAACUGAGAUUAAUUCAAGCUGACCUCAGCUGGUCACUGUGAAACAGCACAUUUUUAAGGUUUUUAAGUCUCUAGGGGCUCUAUGUUUUCAGAGGAAAAUCACUCUGAAGGAUUUAUUCUGUCAGGGAACGUGCAGCCAGUAAUUUGUUUUAUGUUCAGUAUCUUUCUGUCAGAGUUUAUCCAAAAACUGUCUUAUUCCUGUCACACUCCUAUUUCAUUUGCAUAGAAAAACCAAGAACCAAAGCACAGAUUAUACUCAAGAAAGAGAAAUGUAUCACAUGGAUGUAAAAAGCAGAGUUUCUUCCAUUGAAAUGUUUAUUAAAAUACGCUUCUCUGGUCAAAUGGUAA
Xyrichtys novacula (pearly razorfish) is the source of this 12207-nucleotide messenger RNA. NCBI's taxonomy places the organism in Eukaryota, Metazoa, Chordata, Actinopteri, Labriformes, Labridae. The record is from the annotation of a GenBank genome assembly.